This is a messenger RNA of Manduca sexta (tobacco hornworm), 936 nucleotides long. The record is from the annotation of a RefSeq genome assembly. Lineage: Eukaryota; Metazoa; Arthropoda; Insecta; Lepidoptera; Sphingidae.
AUGAUAAUAAUUGAUUUAUUAAUAAUUUUAAUUGGUUUAUUAGUUUUAAUUUUAGGGGUAUUAAUUGGUGUUGCUUUUUUAGUAUUAUUAGAACGAAAAGUUUUAGGUUAUAUUCAAAUUCGAAAAGGUCCUAAUAAGAUUGGAUUUUUAGGGCUUUUCCAACCUUUUUCUGAUGCUAUUAAAUUAUUUACUAAAGAAACUACAUAUCCUAAUUUUUCUAAUUAUUAUUGUUAUUAUUUUUCUCCUGUAAUUAGAUUUAUUUUAUCUUUAUUUAUUUGAAUAUUAAUUCCUUAUUAUUUUAAUAUAAUUAGAUUUAAUUUGGGUAUUUUAUUUUUUUUAUGUUGUGUUAGAAUAGGGGUUUAUACGGUAAUAAUUGCUGGUUGAUCUUCUAAUUCAAAUUAUGCAUUAUUAGGUGGGUUACGUGCUGUUGCUCAAACUAUUUCUUAUGAAGUAAGAAUAGCUUUAAUUUUAAUAUCUAGAAUUAUUAUAAUUAUGGAUUUUAAUUUAAUAAUAUUUUAUUUUUAUCAAAAAAUAGUUUGAAUAAUAUUUUUAAUAAUUCCUUUAUCUUUAAGAUGAAUUUCUUCAAUAUUAGCUGAAACUAAUCGUACUCCUUUUGAUUUUGCUGAAGGUGAAAGAGAAUUAGUUUCAGGAUUUAAUAUUGAAUAUAGAAGAGGGGGAUUUGCUUUAAUUUUUUUAGCUGAAUAUUCAAGAAUUUUAUUUAUAAGAUUUUUAUUUGUAAUUAUUUAUAUAGGAGGUUAUAGAUUGAGAUUAAUUUUUUAUUUAAAAUUAACAUUUAUAUCUUUUUUAUUUAUUUGAGUCCGAGGUACACUACCUCGUUAUCGUUAUGAUAAGUUAAUAUAUUUAGCUUGAAAGAGAUAUUUACCUGUUUCAUUAAAUUUUUUAUUAUUUUUUUUAGGUUUUAAAAUUUUUUUUUAA